ACUCGCUCGCCGGUUUUGAACCGAACACACACUCCAGCAUUCAGGCUUUCGAUGCUGACCGAGGCUCAGACCCGGGAUCUGCUGCGGCGGGCGGACGCGGUGUGCUUUGAUGUGGACAGCACCGUGAUCCGGGAGGAGGGCAUCGACGAGCUCGCCAAAUUCUGCGGAGUCGGGGACGCGGUCACGGAGAUGACCCGUAAGGCGAUGGGCGGCUCUAUGUCAUUUCAGACGGCACUCAGUGAGCGUCUGUCCAUCAUCGAGUGCUCGAGGGAACAAGUCAGCAAGCUGAUCACAGACAACCCUCCUCAGCUGACACCCGGCAUCAGGGAGCUGGUCCAGAAGCUGCAGCAGCGCGGUGUGCAGGUGUUCCUGGUGUCGGGGGGUUUCCGCUGUAUCGUGGAGCACGUGGCGUCGCAGCUCUCCAUCCCGCUGCAGCACGUCUACGCCAACAGGCUCAAGUUCUACUUCAAUGGAGAGUACGCCGGCUUCGAUGAGUCCCAGCCCACGGCUCAGAGCGGAGGGAAGGGCCGAGUGAUCAGCAUGCUGAAGGAGAAGCACGGCUUCCAGAACAUCCUGAUGAUUGGAGACGGAGCCACAGACCUGGAGGCCUGCCCACCGGCUAGCGCCUUCAUCGGGUUCGGAGGGAAUGUGCUGCGCCCGCAGGUGAAGGAGAAGAGCUCAUGGUACGUCAGCAGCUUCUCUGAGCUCAGUAAAGAACUGGACAAGAUCUGAACACACACACACACACACACACACACACACACACACACACACCGUGCCUUUACUAGCCUCAGUAACACACACUUUUAAUCCUCACGUGUUUUAGUUUCUCAGGAUGCUGUAUGUAAUAAACGCAGCAGCACACGGAGCUGAUUUUAAUAUGGAGAUGUUGUUUAUUGAUUAACAGAUGAGCGGCGUAAUGUAGAGUGUGUGUGCAUGCGGCCGUCUCACACACACACAUACAGAAAACAUCAUCAAUAAUCAGAGCAGAAUCAUAUCAAACACACAUCUAUGUAGAACACAAGAGAAAUCCAAUGCAGUAACUGUAAAGCAGACGUCUGCAGCGCGGCUCAUCUGACCUCAGAUCUGUGUGGUGUACAUGUACAGCUAAUAAAUAUGCAAUAAAUACAGACUGACGGCU
Danio rerio (zebrafish) is the source of this 1141-nucleotide messenger RNA. It is a transcript of the gene psph, whose product is annotated as phosphoserine phosphatase. NCBI's taxonomy places the organism in Eukaryota, Metazoa, Chordata, Actinopteri, Cypriniformes, Danionidae. Gene Ontology annotation, molecular function: L-phosphoserine phosphatase activity. Gene Ontology annotation, biological process: L-serine biosynthetic process. The record is from RefSeq and is marked provisional.